Molecule: messenger RNA, 1673 nt
Organism: Rubroshorea leprosula
Lineage: Eukaryota; Viridiplantae; Streptophyta; Magnoliopsida; Malvales; Dipterocarpaceae
Source: the annotation of a GenBank genome assembly
AUUAAGUUAUGUUUUUAGGCUUGGUUUAAGUGUAAAUUAGCUUGAAUUGGGUUGUUGUGAUUUUGGAGUGAAAUCCCGUGAAUUAGCUAGUGUUUUGGCCAAUUUGUGGAAGUCGGAGUUACUGUUCACGUCGUGAGCACUGUUCGCGGGUACUGUUCAUAGGCACUGUUCACACCCCGAGAGUCGACGAUUAACGGGGAUUUAAAUGAUUAGUUUGUGAUAUAAUAACGAAUUUGGAGAUAUCUGAUCAUGUGGAGAUUUAUGGAAAUAGCUUUGUGAUUAGGAAUGAUCCUAAUGAUGAUUUCAAUGUGAAUUUGUGAUAGUGGUAUUAAUUCUUGGAAUAUUUUGAUUAGGUUCUUGAUCAUUCUGUCAGUUUAGUACGUGAAUUGAGUGCUCGGUUUUGCGGAGUGAGGUAGUGUGCCCCGAGACUCGAAAAUCAAGGGGAGUGACGUGAUAAAAGGCUAGCCACUUGAGAUUUGACAUAGAUUUUAGAUACAUGUACACCACGCUCUUGUAAGUUAGAUUUUAAUUGGAAAUUUUAUGGUAUCAAAACUGAUUUUGUUCAGUAAGUUUUGAGCCUUGUGCAUUUGUGGGACCCGUCUCAUGAGUGCACGGCGUCUGUCGCACCUCGGAUUCGAGUUCUGGGGCGUGACAAUCAUUCAUGCUAUCACUUCAUAUUUUAGCAGUGAAAUAGCAGCAUUCGUAGCAAAAUGAGUUACCAUGUGCAAGAUUGAAGGAAAAGUGGCUGCAAGAUUGAACAAGUUAGAGACUUUAGUUAGUUGAUUCUCUGACAUUCAAGACUUCAAUUAUAUUUUCAAGUCUAAACAUUUUCAAAGUCUUACAACCUACAGGGUACGUAUUGGUGGGAUCAGAAGAAGACGAGGUUAUAUUUCUGAACUUUGCAAGACAUGAUUCUGGAGCUAAACAUUUAAUUUUACUAAGUUUUGUUAGAGAAAGUAAGGGAGUUGACUUCUUGUACUAUUUAUGAUUGUCAAGACAUGGAGCUGAUGCUGAACGGUGACGGUUUUAUGUCCGUUUCAGUCAAAACGGUGCAGUUUUGGCAAUAAGUAUUAGUGUAUUACUGUCACUUUUCUGACGUCGACACAGAGACUGACAAUUCCUAUGCCUUUAUAUUUAACUAUCUUUUUUCUUCCGGAUUCACCCUUUGAGCUUUGGAUCCGCCAAGAUCAAUCAAUCCGUCAUGCUAUCCUUACAUCAGUUUCAGAACCAAUUGCUCCCUACAUAUCUGCUGCUAAAACUUCACAACAAGCUUGGAAAACCCUAGCCAAUCUCUAUGCCAAUCACUCAAGAUCCAGAGUCUUUACACUCAAGGAGAGGCUUCAAAACACUUGCUAUGAAAACCGCACUGUCUCUGAAUUGCUUCAUCAACUCAAGGUGCUUGCCGAUGAACUUGCUGUAAUUGACAAACCUCUUACCAAUGAUGACCUGACGGUGUAUGCACUCAAUGGGAUAGGCCUUGAAUUUCAUGAGAUCUCUGCUUCAAUACGUGCUCGAGAUGAGCCACUUUCCUUUGAAGAACUUCAUGACAGACUAGUUGCCCAUGAAGAAAGCAUGCACAGGGAAGAAACUUGAAUUGAAUAUACACCAGUGACUACCCAUCUUGCUGCUAUGCCCCCAAGGAGACUUGCUGAUAAUAAUCCUACUUUUUCUAC